CCCCGCAGCCGCCGCCGCCGCCGCCGCCGCCUCCCCCGAGCCUGCGGGCGGCGCCGAGGACGAAGAGCGCUCGCUGCAGCACAUGCUGUGCGCCAUAGCCGAAGAGCGCAGCCGCCUCAGCCUGCGCCGCGAGGUCUGCGGCCUCGGGUGCUUCAAGGAUGACCGCAUCGUCUUCUGGACAUGGAUGUUUUCCACCUACUUCAUGGAGAAAUGGGCGCCACGGCAGGAUGACAUGCUUUUCUACGUGCGCCGGAAGCUGGCGUUCGCUGGCAGUGAGAGCGGCGCUGAUGGGAGGAAGCUGACUGAGGCUGAGCCCCAGGUGGAGGUGGAGGUGUACCGGCGGGACUCCAAGAAGCUGCCAGGCCUCGGAGACCCUGACAUUGACUGGGAGGAGAGUGUCUGCCUGAACCUCAUCCUGCAGAAGCUGGACUACAUGGUGACAUGUGCCGUGUGCACGCGUGCCGAUGGGGGGGACAUCCACAUCCAUAAAAAGAAAUCCCAGCAAGUGUUUGCGUCCCCCAGUAAACACCCGAUGGACAGCAAAGGGGAGGAGUCCAAGAUCAGCUAUCCUAACAUCUUCUUCAUGAUUGACAGCUUCGAGGAGGUGUUCAGUGACAUGACUGUGGGGGAAGGAGAGAUGGUCUGUGUGGAGCUGGUGGCCAGUGACAAAACCAACACGUUCCAAGGCGUCAUCUUCCAGGGCUCCAUCCGCUACGAGGCGCUCAAGAAGGUGUAUGACAACCGAGUGAGCGUGGCCGCCCGCAUGGCACAGAAGAUGUCAUUCGGUUUCUACAAGUUCAACAACAUGGAGUUUGUGCGCAUGAAGGGGCCACAGGGCAAGGGCCACGCAGAGAUGGCGGUCAGCCGCGUGCCCACUGGCGACACGUCCCCCUGCGGGACUGAGGAGGACUCCAACCCGGCUUCACCCAUGCACGAGCGGGUGACCUCCUUCAGCACCCCCCCAACCCCAGAGCGGAACAACCGGCCCACCUUCUUCUCCCCGUCCCUCAAGAGGAAGGUACCCCGGAACCGGAUCGCCGAGAUGAAGAAGUCGCAUUCAGCCAACGACAGCGAGGAGUUCUUCCGGGAGGAUGAUGGCGGAGCCGAUCUGCACAAUGCCACCAACCUGCGGUCUCGGUCCCUGUCUGGCACGGGGCGGUCCCUGGUCGGGUCCUGGCUGAAGCUGAACCGAGCAGAUGGAAAUUUCCUUCUCUAUGCACAUUUAACCUACGUCACUUUGCCGCUGCAUCGGAUCUUAACAGACAUCCUGGAAGUACGGCAGAAGCCCAUCCUGAUGACCUAGCCGUGUGCGGAGCCCGCACGGAGCCCCCAGCCCUGCCCGGCCCUGGGAGUGCUGCCAAGUGCCUACCUGUCCACCGCCACCGGGGUCUUCUGUGACAACCCAGCGCCGGAGCCAAAGCCAGGCGGGGCCACUCGACCCCCGGGGCCAGGGCCGACUCCAGGAACACCAGCCCAAACUGAAGUGCCUCUUCCUCCUCUCCCGCUGGCUCUGCUCCUGCCCUGUGCCCACCCCCCCGUCAGCCCCAGCCCGCCUCCGGAGAGCCUGCUGCACCGGAGAGGACCAGAGGCACCAAGAGGCCAGAAGAGCAGAGCCGCAAGCCGGCGUCGAGCGUCCAGACCGAGCGCCCCAACGUGCACGUCGCGACAGAGCGGGCGGAGACCGCCCCGCGGGGCGCUCAGCGGGCCUUGCUGGCCGCACUUCCUAAGGAAAGUGGCGUAAGAUUCUGUAGUGCUGUGUGGUGAGCUUCCACGCCGGGCUGUCCCGACGCGUGCGUUCUCCCUAGCUUACACUUGGUUCGAGUGGGUUACCAUGGGCAGGUGGGGAACAUAGCUGUCUGAUGGUUUUGCCCUGGGCUGUGAACACCUCACCCCACACCCAGUUCCAGAAAGGCCUCGAGCUGAGCAGACAGGCCCUGAUCCCCCCAGAAUGGCCUUUGCUUCCAGCCAAAGAGUACCGCCCACACACACACCUCCCGCUGGAGACCCCGCUCUGUGCCUGGCUGGCGUGACCUGUGGACUGAGGGCAGGUGGGAGGGCUCGGGAGCCAGACAGGAGCAGAGGGGGGUCUCGGUCCUGGGGGCCAGGGCGGGGGCAGGCUGCUCGGUCUCCGGUUCCCUAGCGCUUCCUUCCUUCGCCUCAGUGCUGGUCGCAUUUCUCAGACCAGAUCACUGGGGAAAAGGGGGAGUGGCUUCCCCCACCGGUGUGGCCGGCGUGUGCGUGGCCGUCCAGCCCCGGGCCUGCCUGCGGCCUCGCUCCGGCCUGAAGGCUUGCCACCUGUGAUGACGCGUGUUCCCAGAGCCACGACCCUUGUCAAGAGUGGAAACGUUUCUCCUUGCCCGCUGGGAAUGAACUGUCUGCUGGGUCCCUGUGGCUAUGUGGCUGUGUGUGAAGUCCCCAGGAAUAUUUGAGGGGUUCCUGCUGUGUGUUUAGAGAGCCUCUGGGGAGAGAAAAGGAAUCCGAGGGGCCUGCUCUCCAUCUGUUUUAAUUCUAUGCUCCAAGGGUUUGCGCUGGGCUCCGGAACGGGAGGGACUCCUUGGGGCUUUCCCUAGAUUUUGUAUGCUGUUAUUAAAAGCGAGCUAUUGCAUUUCAUUCUGCCUCAGUUUGCCCACCUGUAAAACGGGGCUGAUACCACCUACCUCACUGAAGUCUCCAGGGUUCCAGUACACGACUGGGUCAGGGCGCCACUACUGUGCACCGCUCCCUUCAGGGGUCCUUACCUCCCCCUCCCCUUGCCCUUCUAACCAUCUAGUCCAAGAAGAUGUGUGGUGGGAUGCGGGUAGAACAUUCUCAGAUUCUCUGACAGCGCCCAGCUCGUGCUCGGCGGCUCCAAAGCAGCGUCCUAGGGCAGCAAAGUGAGGCCUUGCUGCCCAGUGCAGGAGCCGAGCGAGCCUCAGGCAGCAGUGAGCGUGGCCCAGCCUCCCAAGAUACCGCUGGAGUCUUCUCCAGGGGAGCCGAGCUUGGCCCCCGCGUUUGUGUCCAAGGUGGCUAACAUACAGCUAUUUGUUCAGGAACGCUUUCUUCCCUGGGCUGGAGACUCUGAACUCAGCUCUUGGAAAAAAUACCAUCUUGAUGUGGCUUUCAUGGAAGGAUGAGGUGGUUCACCUGUAGAAAAGAGUGAGUGGUGAAGAGCUUGAGAAGGUUCCACUGGAGCCUGAAACCGGCCCGGCGCUGAGGCUCAGCCAUGACUCCUGGGGGCCCUGGGCAAGUCAGGCUCCUAUAAACCGCAAACCUACAUGCUGUCUGCCUCGCAGGGUGUCCGAGGGCCAGUUGCAGUGAUGUGAAAAUGCUCUGCACGUGGGGUUUUUCAAGCUGACACCUCAUUUUUGAAGUAUGUGGACAGGUGCACACGGUGGUUUGGAUGCUCUGUAUCCAACACUUAGGUAGUACCCAGCACCAGCAAGCACCUGCUCAACAUUUAGGUACCAUCAUCCCCGUCUUACAGAUGAAACAGCCAGAGAGGUUAAGUGAACUGCCCAAGACCACACAGCAAGAAGUGAGGACAGGAGGCCCACCCAGGCAUUCAGCCCCAAUGGACACUGAGCCUUGACACUGCUGCUCGGCCUUUCUGUCCUUCGAUCAUCCAAAGGGCACUUCUGAUACUGAAUUUAAAAUGUGCUCAGAGAUGCUGGUAAAGAGGCAGUAAGCUGGUACUCUGAGGUUGGCUGGUUCUAAGUGACAAAUGACAUCAGUAACAAAGUAAUAGAGUAACAAGUGACAGGACCAGAACUAGCGCCCCCACGUCCUGGUGGGUCCUGCUGUUGGUGCAGUUUUACUUUCUGUAAGGACACCUUUAAUUUUGGGGGAAUGGGAACAUGCCUGUCUCUUGUAUGAGCAAAGCGUGCAUACAUUUCUGAAAUGGGAAUUGGAGUUACAGUGUUCCUUUGAAGAAACCUAGGUGUCACUUUUUAAACUUUAACAUUAAUAAGAAAGUUGUUAUUAUUAUUACUAUUAUUAUUUUCCCCUUUUAAAAAAAUGUCACGGUCCUGGAGUCUGGUAGAUAACACAGCGCCUCCAUUUACAUCUUCCAGCCCCUGAAGGUUCAAGUAGCACUCGCCUACAUUUGGUGUCCUGUGGGAAACAUUCCCUCUUGCCUGUAAAAACAGCCAAGACUCCUUAGUUCAAAAGAAAAUAAUAAAACAUAAAGAUCGAGAAAAAGAAGAAAACGAAACGAAAAUAUCCUCUAGCCCAGUCCACUUGGAAAUAGGGUGCAUUUUAUGAUGAGACAGGUCCACGCUGACAUUUGAAGUUUUGAAGAACUGAGCAGAUCCUCAGAAAUCAAUUCGGUUUCUGUAUGGACUAAAAGGGAGGAAAGACUUAAAGGCAUGUUCCUAAUGUGAUUUUUUUUUUUCAAAGAAUCUGGCUAGAAUCAAACCAGGAUCUAUUUUUGCUUUUUAAAUCAUAAAUAGUAGACAUUUGAAGAAUGAAAUAAAGUUUUGUUUUUCCAUUAAAAGACAUUCCAGGGGGCAACUGUAUGUCUAUGCAGUUGGUAUAGUCUAAUGACUGGCAUUUGAAAAAUAUAUGUGACAUUGUCAUAUGAUGGUUUUGAAUCACUGGCCAAAAUUCCUUAAAGCUUACAUAUUACAAAUCUGCCAACUUUUUUAAUCAUAGGUUUCACUCCUACAUAUAGUCUGUUCAGUUUUCCAGUUUAGUUGGAAUUUAGUUUUUUAUUGUUUCAGAAAGCAAAUCUCUUUUGACAUUACGUUGAUUCUUCCUGUUCAGGCUUCCUCUCAUCUUUGUAUCAGAACACAGAAUUACUUCUCUUUUAAAAAGAACCACCCGAGCAGGACAGAUUCUGAAAUAUGAAAAUGCCAAGUGCUGGCUGAUGUCUGGCCCUUGGGCUUGAACGAAGCAGCCUUUCGCGGCGUCGGCAACUGGCCUUCCUGGAAGCGCCGCUGUAAGGGCCAGCGUUCCGCCCAUCCCUCUCGGGAGGUGACCUGUGCGAGUCAUGAUGGGUGCACGCUGGGGCUCCUUUUUCCUUUUCACCCAUUGACUGGGCAUUGACAAGAUCCUCAGUGGAAACCAAUCCUCCCGCCCGAUGUCUGAUCCCCGGGACUCCUGAAACACCACACACACAAGCCAGCUCACUUGAACACCGUGUGGCCUGGGGGCUGGGCUCGGAGUUCCACAGCAGGUAGAACCUCCGAAGGAAGGCGAGGCCGGACGCAGCGAGUUUGUUUACAGUUUUCUCUCCCUCCCCAGGCAAGCAGGUCUUUUCCUGGUCUGGUUCCAGUCUCUGGGCUCAGCAGAUCAAACAGCAGCUGGAGGUGCCCGUGUUUCUCAGCGUUGUGGUUCUCUGGGUCCCUGCUUCACAGGUCGGGCGAUUUAGGUGUAAUCUUUUAGGGUUUCCAAGCAAAUUCUGUGUGUGAGGAUACUUAAACCUGCCAAGAAAACCUGUUGAGAUUUUUCACUACUUUGAGGCAUACCUAAAGUGACUUCUACAAAAUAUAUUUUGGCAAAAGCACCUGAUGGCAUACGUAGACUAUUGGGUUGUCGGAAAAGUCUUGACGCAUUUUUGCAACGAAAAACAGAAAAAAACACCUCAUGACUUUUCCGACAGCCCAAUAUAUUGGGAUCAGAUGUUUCCAUCAACACUGGCAGCUCCUGCAGUAGCCGCCUCCCAUCUCCAGCAGAAACCAUUUCUAAGCGGUGUUUGUGGUUGGCUGUUAGCUGUGCUUCAUGAUUUUGCAUUUCUAUUGAAAGAUGAUUUGCAUGUUGGCUAUUACAUUUCUGUUUCCUCUGUGUUUUCUUCUAAUGACUGUACUCAGUUUUUUUUUCCCUCUUAUAGGGUAUUUCAGAUUAAACACAGAUCUUACAGCAA
Molecule: messenger RNA, 5839 nt
Organism: Hipposideros armiger (great roundleaf bat)
Lineage: Eukaryota; Metazoa; Chordata; Mammalia; Chiroptera; Hipposideridae
Product: KIAA0930 ortholog
Exons: 10
Coding region: 83-1303 (406 amino acids)
Source: RefSeq, a predicted model, not a curated record